Molecule: messenger RNA, 1310 nt
Organism: Lycium barbarum (goji berry)
Lineage: Eukaryota; Viridiplantae; Streptophyta; Magnoliopsida; Solanales; Solanaceae
Product: putative E3 ubiquitin-protein ligase SINA-like 6
Exons: 2
Coding region: 119-1168 (349 amino acids)
Molecular function (GO): zinc ion binding
Source: RefSeq, a predicted model, not a curated record
CCCGCCCAAAAAAAAAAAAAAGAUAAGAGAAGUGAACAACCAUAAUAAGUCAUCAUGUCCUUGUAGUUGUCGAAUUAGGACAGCAGCAGAAGAAGGGGUAAAAAGGUCAACAAGGGAAAUGGCGAGAUUUUCACUUGGAAGAGAAGAAGAUGAAGGACCCAGUAGCCCAUCAAGAAGACGACCCCUUCCCAAGAAACGAAGAACUUUAAACGGAACUUUCUCCUGUUGUAGUAACAACAACGCCGUUAAUAAUGAACAACAACAAGAACGCCGAUUUGAAACAAUUAUCGAAGAAGAAGAAGAAGAGGAAUUGGAUUCGGAUUCUGUGACGUCAUCAGAGGAGGAACCGGAUCAUGAUGAUUUCGGGUCGGGUUCUGCUGUAUUAACGGAGGAUCCGGUUGGUGAGGGUUUAAGAGGAAACGGGUCGGUUUCCGUGAUUUUGUCGGAUCCGGAUGUGUUGGAUUGCCCUAUUUGUCUUGAGUCUCUUUGCAUUCCUGUCUUUCAGUGUGAGAAUGGGCACAUAGCAUGUGCCUCUUGCUGCAUCAAGAUUGCUAAUAAGUGUCCAUCAUGUUGUUGGCCAAUUGGAUACAACCGUUGUCGGGCUAUUGAGAAGGUUUUAGAAUCCGUGAAAGUCUCAUGCACGAACAAGAGGUACGGUUGCAAGGAGAUUCUGACUUAUAGUAAAAAAACCGACCACGAAAAUACGUGCAUCUACGUGCCUUGUUCGUGUCCUUUCCGUGGCUGUGACUUUGUGGGUAGUUCAGCAAAAGUAUAUGCACAUUUUAGCGACAAACACGGUUCUUCAGCCGAGCGCAUUUUUUUCAACGCUGUCAAUCCCAUUUAUAUAGAAAAAAAUCAACGUUACCAAAUCCUUCAAAUGAGGACAGAAGGUAUAAUUUUUAUCGUCAACCAUUCUAGUGAUCGUCUUGGAAGUGCUGUCAACAUGAUCUGUGUAGGACCCGCUUCGCAGAAGAGAAGGUUCCUGUAUGAGCUUGUAGCAACAGAUGGGGAGAGCUCUUUUAAACUAGAAUCCGUUGCAGAGAGCAUCCCGAACUGGUCAGAAAAUUGUGCUUUGAAAAAAUUCCUUUUCGUCCCGAAAGAGGUUGUUAAUUCAAGCGCUCGGCUGAAGUUGGAUGUUUUCAUAGAAGAGCGCGAAUGUCUGCAGUGAUAGAACUACUUAAAAGUAGUUGCAGAUGUUGAUGUAUCAUAUUUGGAUGAUGUAAUAAUCCUUUUUUAUGAUGUCUUGGCCGGUUGAUGAUGUAACAUUGCCUUGUAACUUCUCCAGAUUAUGUUAAGAGAUUGUUAUGCUA